Hypoxylon trugodes is the source of this 1349-nucleotide messenger RNA. RefSeq lists its product as uncharacterized. The record is from RefSeq and is a predicted model, not a curated record. The coding region runs from base 309 to 1349 and encodes 346 amino acids. Gene Ontology annotation, cellular component: membrane. NCBI's taxonomy places the organism in Eukaryota, Fungi, Ascomycota, Sordariomycetes, Xylariales, Hypoxylaceae. The transcript has 4 exons.
CUAGAAGAUCGACAGGGCUGGGUUUCUUGGCAUUUUUAUUAUCCUAUUUGGGUUAAGCGUCGCCUUGUAUGGGUGUCGAUAUGGCCUCAAGCCUUCACUAGAAGACAGGAGAUGACGAGUUUAGCUUUCGGUAUGGGGUCUGCGAGGCAGGCAGCAAUAAAAUUUUCCCCUGUUCUCCAUUGUCAACUUUUCUAUAUCAUGAACGGAAAACCUCACCUUCAAGUAGGCGACAACGAAGAGGCCAGUUCUAUUCAACGUCUUUGACUUGAAGCCUGACAUUAGACACCAAUCCGCUACUUGUUUCCGCCAUGGCAGCUGGAGAUCCAAUUUUGUACAGCUUGUACGUUUACGCCCCGGACCGAGGAGCACCCAUCUUCUUCGCCAUUGCGUAUGCUAUUUCGGCAUUCUUUCACAUAUGGCAAUGUCUUCGCUACAAGGCUUUCAAGUUGAUCGGACUGCACCCUGUCUGUGCGGUACUGUUCACUGCCGGCUACGCCUUGCGCGAGUACGGCGCCUAUAAUUAUCUCUAUAGUGUGACCACGAAGUUGCCCCUGAUUAUCUUCAUCGUCAGCCAGGUGUGCAUUUUCGUUUGCCCCCCGCUUCUCGAACUUGCCAACUACCACGUCCUCGGUCGAAUGUUCUACUAUGUGCCCUACUGUUCUCCCCUUCCUGCCAAUAAAGUUCUAACCACGUUCGGUGGUCUUAUGGGCCUCGUUGAAGCCUUGAACUCUCUGGGGGUGGCCUUGUCCGCAAACGCUUCGUCGUCGGCCGAAACCCAAGCGCUUGGUAGCCACUUGACGAUAGCAGCCCUCAUAAUCCAACUUGGCGUCAUCGUUAUCUUCAUCUGCCUUGCCGCUCUAUUUCACCGACGGUGCGCUAAAGCCAAAAUAAAGACCGAGGCGGUCAAUACUCUCUUGCGGACGUUAUAUAUCAGCAUGGCAUUAAUUCUCAUCCGUUGCAUAUAUCGCCUAGUGGAGCAUACGGGUAACACGACGAUAGACCUUGAUGAUAUCGAGACUCUUCGAAAUCUAAGCCCUAUCCUACGAUACGAAGCUUUCUUCUAUAUCUUCGAGGCAACUCUAAUGCUUAUCAACUCGGUGCUGUGGAAUGUAUGGAAUCCUGGCCGUUUUCUACCGAAGGACAAUCAUAUCUAUUUGACGCGCGAGGGUAUCGAAGUCGAAGGCGAGCCAGAUAGGGACGAUCGGUCACUUUUAGCUAAGGCCACCAACUUAUUAACGUUCGGUAUCUUGUUUCGAAGGAAAAGACAGUCUCGACCAUUUCAAGAGCUUGCUGAGUAUCCGAAUCCCCAGGAAGCUUCUAGGCUUCAUGUACCUAGUUAUCCUAGCUAA